Molecule: messenger RNA, 957 nt
Organism: Yamadazyma tenuis ATCC 10573
Lineage: Eukaryota; Fungi; Ascomycota; Pichiomycetes; Serinales; Debaryomycetaceae
Product: dihydrodipicolinate synthase family protein
Molecular function (GO): 4-hydroxy-tetrahydrodipicolinate synthase activity
Source: RefSeq, a predicted model, not a curated record
AUGACCGCUUCUACGUUUGAAACACCUAUUGGAAAGGGUAUUUACACCCCAGUUCCCACCUUCUUCACAGGCGAAAACUAUGAAUUAGAUCUUGAAAGUCAAAUUGCCCAUGCUAAGUUUUUGUAUAGCAGCGGGAUAAACGGUGUUGUAACUGGUGGAUCAAUGGGAGAAUCUAUUCAUUUAACUAGACAAGAGAGACUCGAAAUCGUCAAGGCUAUCAGAUCAGCUGUACCAAGUGAUGAGUUCAAGAUUAUCUCCGGUAUGCCAUACACAAAUAUUCCUGACACUAUUGCCGAAAUUAAAGCCUUGAAAGAUGCUGGUGCCAAUUAUACUAUUUUAUUGACCCCUGGAUAUUACGGUAACUCUUUAACUACUCAACAAGGCAUCAUAGACUAUUUUACUUUGGUCGGUGACAAGCUGGCUUUACCAAUUGUUAUUUAUCACUACCCAGGUGUUAGUAACGGUACUGAGAUCAACCCCGAGACUUUUGAAGUGUUGCUGAAACACCCUAGUAUCGUUGGUGUGAAAUUAACCCAUUUCAAUAUGGACAAAUAUGUUCUUUUGACUGGAAGAGUGGAAGAGAAUAAAGCCAACAACUUCAGACCAUUCACUGGAUUGGGUCAAAUUUUGGUCCCAUCUUUAGCUAUUGGAGCUUUUGGGGCCAUUGAUGGUUUAUCUGGUGUAUUCCCCAAAUCUAUGCUCAAGCUUUUUGAACUUUUCAACAAUAAACAAUAUGAAGAAGCCCAAAAAUUACAGUUCUUGGUCACCAGGGCUAAUCAAAUGGUUUUCAGCCUUAACUUGAUUGGUGUCAAACAUGCAUUAAACGUUAUUCAUGGCUUUGGUGAUUCAAACGUGUCUGGGAGACCCCCAUUGAACCAUCAGGUGGAUUUGAAAGUGUGGAACAAGUACGAAGACGAUAUCAAAAAAUUAGGAGAGUUUGAAAAAUCUCUUAGUUAA